CCGAUUCGAGGGGGACUCAAACCAGUCCGUCUGGUGACUUUCGAGUGAGCGGUCGCGGUGUGGGAUUGGCUUUUGCUCUCCGUUUGGGCCCUGUUUGUGCGGCUUAGUUUCUUUGGUUGAUGAGGUGUUCGAUUCAUGCAGCCUAGUGUCCGAGGAAGGCCUGUGGAAGGCUUGGCGCGAUUUUCUGUGGUUUUUUAUUUUGUUUUCGAUUGGGCUAUUAUUUAUACUGAGGCCGAUUGACGGUGAUAUUAGAGUUGGAUAACCUACAAGUGCGGUUUUUAUUUGUGAAACUGAUACGGGUAAUUGGGUGUGAUGUUCUACAUUUUGGGUGGCAGUGCUAGCCUUAGGAGCUGUGUGACACGAUGACGUUCAGGAUUAAUAACCUUCGAAGAGAACGUGCCCGUUCAGUUGGAAUAAUUGAUUAGAAGUAACCUCGACAGGAUGGAUGCUUCAAAACCUGGCCGCACCGAAUUGUAAGUGGUUGAUUUUUUUUUGGUUUUUGGCCAACGGCCAGACCUAGCCAGCAGAAGUGGUCGGAAAACGAAAAGUUGUGUACAUUUAAGAAGACGUCGAAGGAGAACGAGUUGUGAAACAUCUGAAAUAAACUGUGAGUUAACGUCUAAUGUGUCUCGAAGCAGCUAAAGAAAAAUACAAAAACAAGUGAAGAAUCGGUAGCUGUACAAUAUAACAGUGAUCACCAGACCUGCACUUUGGAUAAGGAAUCCCUCUUAAAUAAUGCGGCCCAGCAUCGGCCACCAUGUUUAUCUCUGAUGGGUAGUGACUUCAAUACGUGCCGAACCAGAAGCCCCUCCACCCUUCGUUCGAUUGAAAAAGGUAUUAGCAUAGUAGUGAAUGCCGCCACACGGUGGCCAUGCCAAAUAUGCUAAUCACUAUCGACAACUCCAUAAAUCAAUCCCCCGAGAACAGACGGAGUGUACUGGGGUUGAAACAUGUGAUGCUGUACAGAACACCCGCUUUCAAGAAUCUGCAAAAACUCUACAACACAAGAAUGGAAAGUUAGGAAACACACAACGUUGUCUCAUCAACGCAACGUUACACUUCAAAUAGGUGUGAUGUAACCGAAUUCCCCCAAAAAAAACGGAUGGAAGUUCAAGUGAAGCAAUUUACUUUUAAGCGCAAAAGUUCGUUGUGCUUUGAAUAAGUGAAGAGUAGAAAAAAAAUCGCAACAAUCAAAAUAACCGUUUCGAGAAGUGAAGAAAAAACCCUUUCUUGUUCCGUAGUUGAUGUACAGCAGUUUAGCUGAUUCUGUUUUUUUUUCUCCCGUCUUAACCGCAACCGCUGCUCUUCGAAUGAAGUGGCGUUUGGAAGCUCAUCUUGUGCGGCGUUAAAAAGUUCAACGUAUAACGAUCAAUUGUGUGUUAAUAACCCGAUUAACUAACAACUCGACUUGCAUUGCCGCCGAUCAACUUGCACAACUACUGGUAGCAGAAGGGUCCAAAAAUGUGACCUCCAAAACAACCCAACGACGAAGACGACAACCACGACGCCAGCAAAUAAGCACUAAAAUACAAACUUCUUUCGCCGAAAAGUGCAUUCUCGGAACUGCAUCGCGUUGCAAGCCGCCCUGGAAAGGUACGAAAACAUGUGCGAUUUGUGGCAAACCCAAUGAAGACAGCAACAAAAAACCUAAAACACAAACUUUAAAAACCAAAACGUGCUUUGAGAAACUGGUCGCGAAAUCAACGGCGAGAUAGAGAGACAGUGAAAAAAGUGGCAAAACCGGAGUUUCGUUAGCUAGCCGAAAUAACAACAACUUGUGGGGAAGAAAAGGGUGGUUUGAAGAAAACUGUUCAAGUUUGUUGCCAAGAAGCUGGAAGAACUUCACUUCCACUCACACAUUUAGGGAGCACCACGGGUCAAAAACUGAAAGAAGAACUGCACUGCAUCAACGAUCGUUGGAAUGGAAUUUUUCCCUGUGCGCGAAAUAUCCGCGAAUGCUCAUGUGCAUGUGAAAGCUUGAAUGGUUUACGGGACCAAAAGCUUGUGAGAAGUUGUUCGGUCAGAAGGGGACCUUCUGGAAGAUCAUCAUUUUUUUUGUUGUUGUUGUGACUGUAGAACAGAAACGGUUGCAUCUUCGGAGUUUGAAGUGUUUCUGUGGGCUACAUUUAGGACCUCGAUCCAAAGUUGUUUUUUUUUCGAAAAUUCAAAAAUCAAUGAAGAUUGACCAUUGCGAAACGUCGAAUUCUCGGGCUGAUUUAUAUGCAUGUUGCCGUGCUUGGGGAAUCAAAAUCCAAUUCAGUAGGUAAUUCCUCUAAGAGAUAUGUAUGAAGUUUAACCGGUUCGACCGACCACGGCCAUUGAUGGUAUUGGUGGAAAUCGAUCCCGACCAACUGGUUCUAGAUCGGUGUUGUUUGUACCUUUUAAGUAUAGGAUCGUUCCAUGCGAGUCCCGUACAGGCCCUGUGUUAUAAAGCUUGCUGAAACUUGUUGAACUAAACUGGAGGCGCAUCAGCAGCCCCAGAUCUUGUGUCUCAUCCCAUAAAUUCCGCGGUGGGCAGACAGGAACACCGUCGUUGGCUACCCACGGAAGAUUCGAAACUGGCCAGCUUGAUAUCCGAAAACUAAAAACAGGUGAAAUUACCCUUAACAAACAGCUGUCCACAGCGCAAAAUAUCAGACCGGAGAGGACCGGGAAAAGUUCAUCUCCCUGCAACACCUAAAAACAAAACGAAAAAGAAAACAAGGAAGCAAGAAAAGAAAGUGCUCUGAAAGUUAACUCUUACUAAACAGAUUGGAGAAGCUGCAUCACCCGGGGUAUCACAUCUUUCAGCAGCUAAAAGUGCGCGCGGUGUGUUCAAGUUACCUUUCCGGUUGCUUCGUAUAAUUGUGAAUGGUUUUUUUGUUUUGCUGCGUCUCCCAAACGAAUUUGAAUGCUGUCGCCGUCCCAGACUAAGCGCAAAGACACAAUCCGAGAAACGGAUCCAUCCAACAACAGCAACAACCCGUGUGGGGGUGCCCGGUCGAGAAAUUAAUAAUUUUGUUUUUAACAACCGGACUUGGCAAAUCUUAAUUCAACUGCUUAAGAUCGAUCUUCUUCCCCCGGAGAAUCAAACAACGAUCUGGUGAACAUAAAAACGAAAAAAGGCGAUACAUCGAGAGCCGGACGCAGCAAUUAACCUGGCCGUUCCCGUGGGGGGCUGGAUUCACGACAAAUACGCGUUGAAUCUGAGCCGACUCGUCGCGUAAUUGUGCUCGCUGCAUGCCUACGACGAAUACUGCUGUCGAUGAUGACGAUGAUGAUGCACAUGCGCUAGUGAGCCGGUAUCGCUAUCGCAAAGAGAAAGAGAGAUAGCGAAUAAAAAAAGUGCAUCGAAAGCAAAACGUUGCAGCUGUAAUAACAGUGCCACUCCGAGGGCACGAGCAACAGCACCUGGAAGCCUUCCGGAGUUGCAGGUUAUUUUACGGCGUCGAUCCUAUCGCUCGGUACUACACGAAAGAAGUCUUAUUAAAGCUUAUUAUUUACCAAGAGGCAGCUACCGCCUGUAUUCCGCCCUCUCGGUCCGCGUCGUGUUCUCGCUUCAAACCCGUGAAAGUAUACGCCCGGCACGUAGAGUGAAAUCGAACGUUCCAAGUAAUUGGGUGACCUAGAAAGCCCCAGCUACGAUCCCCAUUAAUCAUCUCUUAACCAGGGGGCCUUGAUAAGUGUUGACUGAGCUGAGCAGCUACUGAGCCUCUCUCGUCCGUCAGCUGUUCUUAUGUUGGUUCCUCGAGGACGUGUCUGCUGCCUCCUCGGGACCGGUUGUUUCAACAAAUCCGUACCUUCGUCUGCUGCCACCGUGCGAGGCUUGCCUUUGAUUGAGGGUGGCCAAGAUGAGUACGAUGUCUCCGGGAACGCCGAAAAAAUGUCGACUGAUCCUGCAGCAGUGCCUGGCCAUACAGCUGACCAAGCCGGGCAAUCCGCCAGAGGACUUUUGGAUGUACGAUAGCGGCUACACGAUAUUUCAGAACUUCCUCUCGGCCAAUCUGCAGUGCUGGUGGAAUGCCCCACUGGCCGCGGCAACGAAAGUGCUGCGCUAUCUCGGUCACAUCUCGCCCGGAAUGCUGCUGAUAACGGCCGAACCGUGUGCCUUGGAGAUCAUUCGCAGUGCCUACGCUCGAAGCGUUCUCAAACCACCCGCCACCUAUCUGAUCAACUCCGUAGGUGACAUUGACGAUUGCAUCGUGACGCCGAUCGUGCAAACUCAAUUCACACCGCUCACCGAGGCACUUUGUGACGUCAUCAUGGAGCUCACCACCCAGGGUCAGUCGGCCACGAUCGAGAACAUCCGGACCCGGCUUCGAACGAGGUUUACACAUAUGCAGCAACCUUCGGUGGAGGUCAUCUACGAUACGCUUGUGCAGCUGAUGCAGGAAUUUAAGAUCUAUCAAACCUCGAAGGGCUACUUCAUCGUCACACCAGAGAAACGACGUAGCAAAUCAAAAACUCCCAACGAAUAUGGUUUCGCAAGCGACGAACCCUCGCCUCCACAGAAGGAAUCGAAGACGAUGUUGAUGAGCAGUCACGAAGCCCUGAGCAGCCUGUACGGUGAGAUUACAACCGAACGUGAUGGCGAUCAAACGCACCAGUGCAUCCAGACGAAUUUGGCCGAUGUCAUCUGCGGUGGAAAUCCCAACGACAAGAUCCUUUACCCUCGAACCAGCAUGGGUGGCAAACAGCGAAGUUCUUCCUUAGCCGGAAGUCACAAAACGCUCGAACGACGCCACAGUUUGCGAAUAUUCGGUUCAUCCAAACGACUGCAACGGUCCGCUUCGACCAGAAGCCUGUCCAAAAACUACUCUCAAUCGGUAGCCAAGGACAACGCCUCGUCGGUGGUCACCAGCUCCAGCUCCGAAAAUCAAUCCAAUUGUGAUACGAAAAAACAAGCUUCUUCCCAAUCCCUACUUUCGAGGAUCUUCAGGCGAAGCACACGAUCGAAAAGUAAAUCGAAGCAGAUCGAAACCUACUCUGCACAGUUCCCACCACCGGAAUGGUUCAACUCUAAAACCACACAUCUGCACAGUGUCGGAACACAAACGAUGGACUAUAUGGACAUUCCUAUCAAAUCGCGCCUUAUGAACUCCACCUUCUACGAUAGUUCGGACGUCAGUCAACGCUCGCUAUCGUUGCCAAGGCGAAGGCACCACCGGCGAAAUCUGUCCAGCGAAUCGACCUUCUUCAUAUCCUCCCGGGACUGUUCUCCCAUUCGCCGAGGCAAAUCCCCGUCCUACUAUUGUGGCAGUUUGCCGCGAUCAAUUCACUCAACCCCGGCCAGCUCAGGAUACUACAAGUCUUCCCGCAGCAAACAGCUUUCGUCUACCGAUAAAUUGCACAGCAACAGUCAGAACAAGAUCGAAAGCAAAACUAGUCGAGUAGGUAGUGGUCCGUCCAGUAUCGACAGUGGUAAAAUGACCUACAUAACCUCGGGACCCUCGAGCUUUGACAGUGAAAAGCUGUCCUCAACCAGGACCAGUACUCAUUCAAGUUUGGAAUCACACGUAUCAGCAUCGACAGUUACCACCACGAUACAGCAAACUACUUCGUCCAGUUACUUCAUAGCCAACGAUACGAGACCAGCUUACGUGAGCUCGGGUACUUCGAAGGACAAACCUCCAACCACAGUGACCACCACAACGACAAACGGUGGUACAUCGAAGAGCAAUAACUACAAAGGGUUCGAAACCACGUUCAGUUACAACAAUCAAGCCAUCAACGCAAGCCCAAACCACCAUAGCAAUAGUAACACUAGUAAUAGUAGUAGUAGCAGCAGCAGCAGCAGCAGUAAUGGUAGUAAUACCAACAACAGUAAUAGUCUAGUUAAAAAUUCACUUAAUGCACUAUGUAACGAAGCCAUCACGAAUCACGGACUGAUGGGCAGUCCCAAUAACCCCAAUAUUUAUAGGCUGGAAUCGGAGGCGCCACUAGCCACCCAUGAGAUCGAUUUUUGUUCGCGAACCAACGAUCAUUUAACUGUCUUGAAUGAUACACUUUUAAAUUUUAAACUUAACUCGGAAGCCCCAAGCGAGCUUAACGAACUGAACAGGUACAAUAAGAAUAUCAACAAACAGGAAAAUACACCCAUGAACAAUAGCAAAACGUUGCCAUCGACGCCUCCAGUACAACCGGCCAAUUUUUUCUAUAAAAACGUCCUCAAAAACAUUCAGCACGACUCUAAGAACAUCUGCGGCGAUCUCGCCACCGAUAAAGACCUAACGCAAUCGCUCAGUGCCAACGAUCAUCACCAAUCAAAUCUGCGCCGCUCAAGUUCGGAAAUCAAGAAGCUCAAUUCGAACGCAGAACACAAACAUCAACCUUCUUCACCGGAAAAGAUCAGCGGCCUUAUCGUCAUGAAAAAGAGUCUAUCGGUGUCCAGCGAGCCCAAUCUCGCUAAUCAACUGCAACAGGAAACCAACAGCAAAAUAACAAUUGUUGUAAAAGAUUCGGACAAGCCGAACAACUCCGAUCGUCGAUUCUCGUUUCAGAACAAGGAUGAUCAGAUGAUUGAAGAAAUGUACGACUUUCCCAGUUUAACCGAUCUGAGCUUCAACUUUACCUCGCUGGCAGCCCAAAAGAUACUCCAGGGCGAUGCCAGUCUGAACAGUAUCGACACAUUGGUUGAACUCAACAUCAACCAGGAAAAGCAGCAAACCAUCAUGAAGCUGAAGAAUGACGCCUCCAGGAUCAUGGCGACACAGGAUGUUUCGGAUUCGAGCAAGGUUGUGACUGAAUUCGGAAUUGUGUAAUUUUGAGGACGGUACAGCGUAAAUCCACAUUGAGAAAAUUGUACAUUAAACAAAAGCAUAAGUGCCAAUAUUUUAAUGAUUGCAAGUACGUUGUAUUUGUAGCUCUUGCUACCUAAUAAGUAUUAUAUGCUGCUAUUAUAUAGUUUAAUUUGUUAAAUAAUUGUAAAAUAAACAACCAAGUAACGGACUAAACUGUAGAGCUUUUAUCUAUAGGGAAAACACCAAACGGAUUCUCUAUUGAAAAUUUUAAAUAUUUUUUUUUUUGUAAAACAAAUACCGAAACAUACAAAUCAUACGAACGCAAGUAUACUCUACUGUGGUAUCAUUCAAAUAAAUAUUACAAGUUAGCAAACCAAUUGUAACUUUCACAAAUUUGUACAAUCCAAUUCCACAACCUAUUAUGGAAUAAUA
Molecule: messenger RNA, 7151 nt
Organism: Uranotaenia lowii
Lineage: Eukaryota; Metazoa; Arthropoda; Insecta; Diptera; Culicidae
Gene: knockout
Exons: 12
Coding region: 3831-6740 (969 amino acids)
Biological process (GO): positive regulation of transcription by RNA polymerase II
Cellular component (GO): cytoplasm; nucleus
Molecular function (GO): DNA-binding transcription activator activity, RNA polymerase II-specific; RNA polymerase II transcription regulatory region sequence-specific DNA binding
Source: RefSeq, a predicted model, not a curated record